Molecule: messenger RNA, 2859 nt
Organism: Vicia faba (fava bean)
Lineage: Eukaryota; Viridiplantae; Streptophyta; Magnoliopsida; Fabales; Fabaceae
Source: the annotation of a GenBank genome assembly
AUGUUCGGAUCCAACGCUAAACUCUUACCACAAGAUGAAGUGAAAUUGCUACAAACAAUAUCGGACAAGUUAGGAAACUUGAAUUGGAAGGUUACACAAGGUUCUUGCAAUGAUGAUAAUGGAUUUGGUAACAAGAAUAUUUCGAAGGAUAUUUUAAGCAGUGUCACAUGUGUUUGUACUUUCAAUUCUAGCACUGUUUGCCAUGUCACAAAUAUCUUGCUCAAGGGUCUGAAUAUAUCUGGAGUUAUUCCAAGUGAAUUUGGAAAUCUCACUCAACUCAAAGUACUUGAUCUCUCUAGGAAUUAUUUAUAUGGUUCAAUUCCAAACACUCUUGGAGUCCUCUCACUUGUGACAUUGGCAUUUUUGGGAAAUCAACUUAGUGGUCCAAUUCCCUCAGAAAUUGGUAAUAUUGCAACCCUGCAAGAACUGACCUUAGAGGAUAAUCUACUUGAAGGACCUCUUCCUCCUAGCCUUGGAAAUUUGAAACACUUGGAGGAUUUAAAGCUUUCUGCAAAUAAUUUUACAGGGGCAAUACCAGAAUCAUAUGGAAAUCUAAAGAAUCUAACUGAUUUUAGGAUAGACGGAAGUAGUUUAUCUGGGAAGAUUCCGAGUUUUAUUGGAAACUGGACGAAACUUGAAAGAUUAGAUUUACAAGGCACGUCGAUGGAAGGUCCAAUUCCUCCUGCGAUAUCUCUCUUGAAAAGUUUGAAGGAAUUGAGAAUAUCUGAUUUGAAGGGGAACACAACCAUGGCAUUUCCUGAUCUGAAAAAUUUGACACGCAUGACAAGACUGGAAUUGAGAAAUUGCUUAAUCACUGGUCCUAUUUUAGACUCUAUCGGUGAAAUGGAAAAUUUAAAAACACUAGAUUUGAGCUCCAAUAGAUUGACGGGUCCAAUUCCAGAUUCAUUUGAGAAUUUGGAAAAUAUCAAUUUCAUGUUUCUGACGAACAACUCUCUAAGUGGAACAACUCCCGGAUGGAUAUUGACCAGCAAAAAGAACUUUGAUUUAUCUUUCAACAAUUUUUCCGAGUCUUCUGCGACUACUUGCCAGCCCUUGGACGUGAACUUAGCCUCCAGUGUCUCUUCUUCAGCAAACACUUCACUGUCUUGUUUGAAGGCGAACCUACCUUGUUCGGGAAAAUCUCAGUAUCAUUCACUGUUCAUAAAUUGUGGAGGACCUGCGAUUGGGGUUGAUGACAAAGACUAUGAAGCCGACGAACUUUUACGUGGAAUUUCGAACUUUGUUCAGAGUGCUGAUGGAAAGUGGGCUUAUAGCAGCACAGGAGUAUUUCUAGGAAAUGAAAAAGCUGAUUAUGUGGGAAAUUAUAAUGUGAAACUUCAUUUUGCUGAGAUAAUGUUUUCUAAUGACCGGACUUUUAGCAGCCUUGGAAGGCGCAUAUUUGAUGUUUCAAUUCAAGGUCAUAAAUAUUUAAAAGACUUCAACAUUAUGGAAGAAGCCGGUGGAGUUGGCAAGGAAAUUAGUCGAGACUUCAAUGUUGAUGUUAAUGAUAGCACCUUGCAAAUCCACUUGUCAUGGGCAGGAAAAGGAACUAAUGCAGUUCCUAUGCGAGGUGUAUAUGGACCUCUUAUAUCUGCUAUCACCGUGACCCCGAACUUUAAAAUUCCUUCGAAUGGGUUGUCUGCUGGAGCAAUUGCUGGAAUUGUGAUUGGAUCAUUGGCAUUUGUUUUGCUGAUACUCUUUGUCCUUUGGAAGACGGGUUACAUUUUUCGGAAAGAUCAAACAGACAAAGAACUUCUAGAAUUGAAAACAGGUUAUUUCAGUUUGAGACAAAUUAAAGCUGCUACUAAUAACUUCGAUCCAGAAAAUAAGAUAGGUGAAGGAGGAUUUGGGCCAGUUUACAAGGGUAUACUGUCAGAUGGUGCUGUGAUUGCUGUUAAACAGCUCUCGUCCAAAUCAAAGCAAGGGAACCGCGAAUUCGUAAACGAAAUAGGCAUGAUAUCUGCUUUGCAGCAUCCCAAUCUUGUGAAACUUUAUGGAUGUUGCAUUGAAGGAAACCAAUUGCUGCUUGUAUAUGAAUACAUGGAGAACAAUAGUCUUGCUCGCGCUAUUUUCGGUAAGCCCGAACAAAAGUUGAACUUGGACUGGCGCACGAGGAUGAAGAUUUGUGUAGGGAUAGCAAGAGGUUUAGCCUAUCUUCAUGAGGAAUCAAGGUUGAAAAUAGUACACAGAGAUAUUAAAGCAGCUAAUGUUUUACUUGAUAAGCAUCUGAAUGCCAAGAUCUCUGAUUUCGGUUUAGCCAAGCUCGAUGAAGAAGAAAACACUCAUAUCAGCACGCGAAUAGCUGGGACAAUAGGCUACAUGGCUCCUGAGUAUGCUAUGCGGGGUUACUUGACCGACAAAGCAGAUGUAUAUAGUUUCGGAGUUGUAGCUUUGGAGAUUGUAAGUGGAAUGAGCAACACAAAUUAUAGGCCAAAAGAGGAAUUUGUUUAUCUUCUGGACUGGGCCUAUGUUCUCCAAGAACAAGGAAACCUUCUAGAGUUGGUGGAUCCGAGUCUUGGUUCAAACUACUCAGCAGAAGAGGCCAUGAGAAUGCUGCAAUUGGCACUCCUUUGCACCAAUCCAUCUCCAACUCUUAGACCACCAAUGUCAUCUGUAGUGAGCAUGCUUGAAGGAAACACUCCAAUUCAAGCGCCGAUAAUCAAGCGAAGCGAUAGUACAAGUGGCGCAAGAUUUAAAGCCUUUGAGCUUCUAUCACAUGAUAGCCAAACUAAUGUUUCUUCAACAUCCUUACAAGAUAGUAGAGAGCUAAGAGGCAAAUCAAUGGAUGGACCAUGGGUUGAUUCUUCCAUAUCUUAUCCAAGUAAAGAUGAUUAUUCUUCAUCUGAUAGGCUUAUUUGA